AUCUCUAAACUAAACAAUAACAUGCAUUUACAUUAAGACUAACCAGUAGAGCGUGAAUGUUGAAUGUGCGAGCAAUGAAUGGUUGUGGAUUGAGUAAUAUUUUGUUGUGUAGAAAAUAUCAAGCAAGAAAUUUUAAAUUAUUCACUGAACAAAAACUUUCAUAAAUACGUCAGCUAAUUUUCAUUACGGAUCUGUGUGUAUGAAGGAUUACAUUUAAAUUUUGUAAUAGUUAAGGUAAUUUUAUUAAAAUAUAUUAUCAAAUUGCAACACAUUUUUGAUAGAAUUUUCAAAAGCUGCAGGUUUAUAAAUUAAAGGUUAACGAAAAAUCGUGUAAAAAGCAUUUUCGUCUACACUUUAAUUUUUGCAGUCUGCCUCGGAAACGCUAAAAUGUUGGAGCCACAGACGGAAAUGAAGACGCACGUCUACUACAAGAAAUACUCGGGUCACUCAAAGGGAGUGGGCAUCUGCUGGGGAUGUUUGACCCUCUGUUUCCUCAUCAUGAACAUCAUCGUUUUCACCGAACCCCAAUGGAUCGGAGACUCGGAAACCAGUCCUGGUGUUGGUUGGAUGGGAUUGUACGAAUACUGCGAGCUCUAUAACUCAGGACAGAAUGAAAUUUGCAGAGGUCAAUUUCAGGACUUCACCACUAUAUUGACUCCUGCUUUCAGGGCUUCUACAUUCUUCAUCGGAGUUUCCAUCUUAAUUAUCUUCCUCGUCAUUUUCUUGUUCAUUUUGUUCUUUUUCAAAGCCGCCUUCAAGUAUGCCUACCUUGUCUGUGGCAUCUUACAAGGAGUAUCAACCCUUUUCAUGUUUCUCGGAAACGUUAUUUACCCACACGGAUGGGACCACAUACAAGUUAAACGUUUGUGUGGAGAAAGUGCCACCAGAUUCUACAUUGGGGAAUGUACGUUUAGGUGGGCCUACAUGCUCUCCAUCAUCGCCAUGUGCUGCAUAUUCAUGAUCACUAUACUGGCCCUCCUCUUGGCGUUCAGAACAAACAAUCGUCUGAGGGACUUCGAAACAAAAUGGUUUUACAUCAAAGCCGCAAUCCGUGAUGGGAGGAUCCGCACACAAUCCCAACGCCACACUUCCUUCGCAAGCUCCCAGCGUUCAUUCAAAGAGAGUGUAUUGAGUCGACGCCACCACAUAUUUCAAUUCAUUCAAUUGUUGCUUUUGUACAUGCCCCACACCGUGACACUAUUUAUAAAAUCAUUCACCUACAAAAACGAUUCGUUAUUUGUUAUAAUAUUACGUCCAAACAAAUCAUAAUGCUAUGAUCGCAAUAGACUUAUUGUCUCUUUUCAACUUAGAAUUGACAGCUUCCGUGUAAUUAAUCUUUAAAAUAUAACGUGAUGAUUAACCAAAUGUGUUCUCUUUCAACUAACGUAAUGUGUUCUUUUGAUUUCCGCGCUUAAAAUUGUUGCUAAUUAAUUAUUUUCACGUUACUUCAAUCACUUUUGUUGAAUAUUUACGAAAUUAGCUGAUGAAAAAAAAUUUCAUUUAAUCGUCCAA
Molecule: messenger RNA, 1512 nt
Organism: Helobdella robusta
Lineage: Eukaryota; Metazoa; Annelida; Clitellata; Rhynchobdellida; Glossiphoniidae
Exons: 4
Coding region: 388-1269 (293 amino acids)
Biological process (GO): sensory perception of sound
Cellular component (GO): plasma membrane
Source: RefSeq, a predicted model, not a curated record